Molecule: messenger RNA, 429 nt
Organism: Striga asiatica
Lineage: Eukaryota; Viridiplantae; Streptophyta; Magnoliopsida; Lamiales; Orobanchaceae
Source: the annotation of a GenBank genome assembly
AUGAGGAUCUGUCUGACGACAUAUAGCGCCGUCACCGGCUCGACCACGGCUACUCCGACUCGUCUCUGUCAGUCCUUCUCAACAAGCACCGUCGCUCCUGUUGAUCGCUAUCGCGGGACGGCCCGCCGAUUUCCAGAUGCAGGCGCAGGCACUGCCGUGACCUCUGCCAACUUCCAGGGGACCAGUGGCUGGAUUCGCACCGUCGACGCCCUCUCUCCGACUAUUCAGAAAAUCAGACGGAGUUUGCUCCUCACCAAAAAACGAUACAUUCGAAACCGAUCAGCCCAUGGAGUUGGCCACGUGCAGUACAAGGAUGACGAUUCCCUUGUUGACGAAAAAGAAGAAGAAAGAGGAGAAGAGAUGGGACACGUGAAAUCAGAUGAAGAAGAAAAGAGAGAGAAGAAAAGAGAGAUGACAGGAAAAACGUGA